ACCGGUUCCGGCUGUGUCCCGUCUUGUCCGCGCACCCGAACGCUAAAACCCUCUUGUCCCACUCCCACGGCGGCGGCGGCGGCGGCGGCGGCCACCGCGCGAAGAGAAGCUCCCCACCGGCGGAAUCACUGGUGAUAGAUGGACAGCGGGAGCGAAUCCGACGGCGCCCCCGAGGAGCUCACCGCCGUUCAGGGUGUCGAGAAGCAUGAAAAGAUCAGCAAGGUAGAGAAGGACAGCGCCGCCAGAGCAACACAAGAAGGGAAAGAUCGGAGAAGACGUUGGGCCCAACGAAAAACACCCUCAAAACCAAAAAAGAAGAAGCCUCUGGAGGUAGAAGAUAAAGAUACCAAAGCGGAUGAGGAGAACAAGGAUACACAUGCUAUGCCUGGCACACUGCCCAAGAGUGUAAUUGAUAUGCUUGCAGCACGCGAGAAGCAAACCUUCUCAUCAGACACAGAGGAAGAAAAUGUAAGCCAGAAGGUUCAAAAAAGGAAGAAGAGAUUGAAAACUUCAGGACCUGAAACAAUUCUGCUGAAAGAUGUCCGGUGCACUCAGCACGUGAAGAAUGCCCUCGACUUCUUGGAGCACAGGAAAAACAAGGUGCCAAGAUCCAAUGCAGUUUUGAAGAAUGCUAAUAAGGCUAUGCGUCUCUUUAAAAGCAAUUCUUAAGUUGAGUGUGUUAAAAUGAGGCAGUUCCUAAAGUGAACUCCAUGUUACACUUGUCUGAAAGACUGAUAUGGUUGAGAUAUCUCCUCUAUUGGAAACUUGAUUUCUUGAUGUAUGUUUCGCUAACUAUUCAAUUUUGAUUCCUGGUUAUAUGUU
Brachypodium distachyon (stiff brome) is the source of this 822-nucleotide messenger RNA. RefSeq lists its product as uncharacterized. Lineage: Eukaryota; Viridiplantae; Streptophyta; Magnoliopsida; Poales; Poaceae. Bases 139 to 669 code for a protein of 176 amino acids. The transcript has 5 exons. The record is from RefSeq and is a predicted model, not a curated record.